CAAUUGAAGAGACGAACUUCGCAGUUUCGCGAACGAAAUUGGUGUCACAUACGAUUUCGUUUUUAAUAUCAAAAUGUAGGCUGAAAAUUGUGUGUUGUUCGCGAGUGAAGGACGAUUUUUGAACAAAGAUCACUUUGUUCUCGAUAAAACUUGACAGCUAUUUCCUUCUCUUUAUCGAUCCCUCUCUGAACUCAGGCCGUUGCAUCUCUCCAGCUCAACCCUAAUUAUGUUUAUAUGUUUUACUUGACCCAUCUGAUCAAGAAAUUUCUUUCGAAAGAGUCAUGGAGAUUGUGGGUGAUUACGAAUAUAACCCUAAGGACCUAAUUGGCCAUGGGGCUUUCGCCGUUGUCUACAGGGGUAGACAAAGCAAAGUAAAAACCGAAUUUCGUGGUUGCCAUCAAAAGCAUCACCAAAAAAAGUUUGGCAAAAUCCCAAAAUCUCCUUGGAAAAGAGAUCAAAAUAUUGAAGGAAUUAACAGAGCUGCAUCAUGAAAACGUUGUUGCAUUAUUAGACUGCAAGGAGUCGCAUCAUAAUGUCUUCCUCGUUAUGGAGUUUUGUAAUGGUGGGGAUUUGGCCGAUUAUUUGGGGUCAAAAGGCACUCUUUCUGAGGAAACCAUUAGGGUAUUUUUAAAGCAGUUAACCGGUGCAAUGAAAGCUCUGCAUGCUAAAGGUGUUGUUCACAGAGAUCUUAAACCGCAAAAUAUUCUUUUGAGUCACAGCUGUGGAAAGUCUUGUCCCCAACCACACCAAAUUACGCUGAAAAUAGCCGAUUUUGGAUUCGCGAGAUUUCUACAAGAUGGCGUGAUGGCUGCAACUCUUUGCGGCUCACCGAUGUACAUGGCGCCCGAAGUCAUUAUGUCCUUACAGUACGAUGCAAAAGCAGAUUUGUGGUCUCUUGGAACUAUCGUGUUUCAGUGUCUUACCGGCAAAGCACCUUUUCAAGCUCACACACCUCAGGCUCUCAAGCUUUAUUAUGAGAAAAAUGCGAAUUUAGGUCCGAAACUUCGUUACAGAAUUCCAGCGGGAACUUCCCCAGAGUUAUCCAAUUUACUUCUGGGUCUCCUGCGGCGAAAUGCAAGAGAUCGCAUGUCUUUCGAUGAGUUUUUCAACCAUCCGUUUUUGCAAGGAGCAAGAGAGAACCAAAGUCCGAUUUCAGUUGAAUUACCAGCAUCUCCGGGUAUUCUGCCUGUACCGGAAAGAACAGUUGAUGUAUCGAGAUUAGACCCGGAAAAUAACAGUACAUGUUCGAGUCCCGAAGACGAUUUCGUUCUCGUUCCCAGCGAUCUCAGCAGUGACGCUGACAAUAAUCCACAACCAAUCAAAUAUACUAAACAACAUGAGGCCGUGAGUCCUCCUCGACCUUGCUUCCUACCUAUCUCUGAACCUAUUCCGGUUCCGACGCAGAGAAGUGCCGCCCAACCGUCUUCUCCAUUAGCUAUCGGUAGGUCGGGCAACAGCGUUAUUCCUCGAUCUCAGCCAAUCAGCAUGAAAUGUAGUGUUGACUCUCACAGAAGUCAUGCUCCAGAUAUUGGUUCACUGAGCCCACCUAGUGUGCAAUUUGUGAUUGGUACUCCUCCUGGAAGAAGGCUGAGCGAAACACCUCCACCACCAAAUACUUGGCAAGUGAGUCCAGUUGCUAGGCAUUCGCACAAUUCUACUGGAACAUCUCCUUUGAGACGGUCUUCUGGAAAUAAUAGCGCUUCGUCGCCACUUCUUACUGGACCGCUGGCGGUGUUAGGUUCUCCUACUACGAAAACAUUACAUGAUAAUAACAAUACCCUUCGACAUUCUCCUGUUAUACCAUUUGGUACGAGGGCGGUUACGUUACCCGAAAUUUCUGAAGCAGGAAGUUUUCAGAGUCUCUUCCCUGAGUUAAAUCAUGGAACAACAGAUGAUCGUCCACUAACAUUCUUUGCUCCCGAAUUGCCCGAAGAGACCCUCCUAGAACGAGAGCACAAUGAGAUUCUUGCGAAGCUCAAUUUCGUCAUAGCCCUAUGUGAGUGUGUCUGUGAGGUUGCACGGACAAGAGCUGGGCCACUCGGAGCGCCGUUGGGAGGAAUGGAGCAAGCGAGUAAUGCUGCUACGCGAAGGAGAGCUGAGCAAGUGAUUCUAUUGGUUAGAGCUCUUCAGUGGCUAAGUUCGGGAUUAAGUCUCGCAACUCAACAGCUUGAAGCUGGCAGAUUGCAGCCCACGGCUAGCGUCAAAGAGGUUGUGAGUACAAUGAACGAAAAGUUUAGGACGUGCUUAGCAGAGUGCAAACAGGUAAACAGUGCCGGCCUUUUAAGACAGACUGGAGCCACAGCAGACAAGAUUCUGUACAACCAUGCUAUCCAAAUGUGUCAAUCGGCAGCGCUGGAUGAAUUAUUUGGUAACCCUGCCGAAUGUUUCCAAAGGUAUCACACCGCGCAAAUAUUGUUGCAUUCGCUGUCGCAACAUGUUAGUCAUAGUCAAGACAGAGCUCUUCUUAUUAAAUAUAAGGAUGCCGUUGAGAAACGACUAUAUGUUUUGCAGCAGCAAGGCUAUAUCUAUGCAACUGAUCCCACGUAGCGCAGGUAAAAAUCCGCCGCAUGAUGCAGCGUCCUAUUCAGACCCUAUCAGAAUCUUUUAUCUUAUAAGAUGCUACUUGUAAGUGAAGAAAAAGUAUGUAAAAUCGACGAUAUCUCUUAAUUCUUUUACAAGGUUAUUAAAAAAUAUCUAUAAUCGUUAUUUUUUAAGAUUUCUUGGCUGCUCUCCUUGCACUGUUUGAAAAUAAAAGUACAAACAUGAUAAACUUAGGACGUAAUUUUAACGACAAUUUACAAAAUUGAGACCCUUUUGUUUUGAAAAUACAUCAAAAGUAAAUGGUACGACUUUUAUGAUGCAAAUGUUUUAGAGUAGAUUCUCAUCGUAUACAUUUGCAACACAACAUUUGCGUUACUAAAUCUUACAUUUCUUUGGUGCAAUCUGAUAAGGGGAAUCAUUUAAAGUAAACUAGAAGAAUAAUUUAUUUGAUCUUUUGAAAUCAAUUAUACGGGUAAUUGUGCUACAUAGUACUUGCUUUCAAUUUAAGCGUACAUAACUAGUGCAGCCAAUUUAAAAUCUGUAAAAGUUAAGACUAUGGAUACUUUUUAACUCACUAUAGUAUAUUGAGUGUUCCACCACCUAUGCAACCCCUUUUACUAUGUGAUAGUUUACGAAAAAAUAAACAAAAAAGUAAUUUAGCAAAAGUUUGUGCGAAGCUUAGUUUAGGCACCAAAUAGUCAAAGUUUGGGCUAAUAAAACAAUGAGGAGCGAGUUUUAGCGAUCACUUGUACCCACACACUUUCUUAAUGCGUGGGACACGUCGAAGAUCGCUUCUCAUUGGUUGAUUAGGCCUAAAUUUGCAGCUUAUUGUGCCCAAGCUAAUCUUCGCAUAACUUUUCGCUAUCGGACUUUUUUGUUGAUUUUUUUGUGUACGAUCACAUAAUACAAGGGGUUGCAUAGGUGUUGGUACAACCUGUAUAUGAUUUAAUAAAUUAUUAUAUAUAAAUACCUGUAUACUGCAAUAUACUGGUAACGGAACGAAGAUUUUCGUUUAUUUCAUAUUCAUUCAUAAUACGCGCAUAUUAACGAGAUUUUUCUUAUACAAAAGCUCAUUGAUUAAAAGUGUGCAAUACAAGAUUGCGAGAGGUAACGAAGAUGUAGCAAAACUAAACAACAUUUAUGCAAAAAUAAACAUUAACUGUAAACAGA
Belonocnema kinseyi is the source of this 3711-nucleotide messenger RNA. It is a transcript of the gene Atg1, whose product is annotated as serine/threonine-protein kinase unc-51. Gene Ontology annotation, molecular function: ATP binding; protein serine/threonine kinase activity. Gene Ontology annotation, cellular component: autophagosome; cytoplasm. The record is from RefSeq and is a predicted model, not a curated record. Gene Ontology annotation, biological process: peptidyl-serine phosphorylation; autophagy; positive regulation of autophagy. The coding region runs from base 547 to 2547 and encodes 666 amino acids. The transcript is spliced from 13 exons. Lineage: Eukaryota; Metazoa; Arthropoda; Insecta; Hymenoptera; Cynipidae.